UAUAUAUAUAUAUAUAUAUAUAGCUGUGCUAUACUUCCUCCUGUACCACCUCUAUCUGGUCUUAACAUGUUUUAAUAGGUGCUGGUGUUUAGAAGUCUGUGAGAUUUAACUUUUUACUAAGCUUUAUAAUGAAAAUGAAAAUUUAUUUUUUUAUUUUAUUAAAAAUAGUCUACUAUUCCAUAUUAAGUGUAAUGAUAAAUGUGUACUCCAAUAAGAUUGUCAGUUGUCCACAAACCACUUGCUGCUCGUCUGUAUGAUAAAGAACAUAAUAUAAUAUAAAAUGUAUAUAUGUGUAACCGAAUGUAAACUGGCUCGUUGUUGAAUCACUGAAUACACGCGGCAUCUGUAUUUAUAUUGAAAUAAUAUAUUUGAAAUAUAUACAGUCUAAACAUUGCUUGCACGGGUUUGUGUCCAUGUCCAAAUGCGAAACUGGUGAUGACUGAGGGGUUGGAGGACAUAAAAUAAGCUACAGAGACAUGGCUGAUCGACGCCGUCUUCAUCUGUAGUCCAUCUCAUCGUUAAUUUCGACUGGGGGAGGAAGAGAAAGCGAGAGUGAGCUAAUGUAUUGUGUGUGAAGCCAUGAUGGAUAUGUGAUGGAGCAAUAAGAACAAUGGCUCUGUGCACAUGCAAUGUCAGUCCCAAAAUACCGCGGAUAUAAUGAGGGAGAGAGAGAGAGAGAGGAAGAGAGAGAGAGAGUGGAAGGAGAAGGCUUGGAGGAAGGAGACCGAGACGACGACUAGGCUAUAGCUGCCAGACAGACAGACCGACAGACAGGGAUGUGAUCAUGAAAUGUAUAUUUUAAAGACACUCUGAGCUAACACAACCCUCGGUACCGGUGCUGGUUGGGUUGGUGAGCGAACGCGCGUGGGAAGGAUUUAGAAGGGGGGAAGGAAGAAAAAAACAAAAAAAAAAACAACAAACAACAAACGUUUCGAGGUCGAUAGCGCACGCGCGUGUGAGUAAAUAAAUAAAUAAAUAAAUAAGUAGGAGCGGGAGGCGAGCGCGUCAUCCGCAGUGGCUUAGCUGUUAGCUUCCAUCUCCUUGCAGCAGCACCUGCGCGCGCUCAGGCAUCAGGAGAGCGAGCGCGAGGAACCCGAGCACGAGGAGCAUCGCUCGCGCGGAUCAGGAGGUCGGUGUUCUGCCGUACUGAUCAUUAUUUCGUGUAAUAGAGAGAGACAGAGACAGAGAGAGAGACAGAGAGAGAGAGAGAGAGAGCUGUAACGGCGCGGUUGCUGUUGCUGAUGCACACAUGUCCGCGGGUGUGAAGUCGCCAUUCUCCGCCCUGCAGCGCGGAUUCUCCGUGUGUCUGUGCGGACUCCAGCACUGAUCCGGAUCACACGGACCGACAGGCCUACAGGACCCGCACCUGGCCUGAUAGGACAUCAGAUCGAUGCGGUUUAUUCUGUAUGGACCAGGCAUCUGACAGGAAAUUUAUUCCUCCACACCUAUUUUUUUUUCCAACAACAUGGGACGACAUUGAUUGAAGAUCAAUGAAUAAUAAUAAUAAUAAUAAUAAUAAUAAUAAACAACCCGGCAUGUUGAUCGCAUCCUGAUUUUAUUUUUCAUCCCGCGACGAUUUCUCAUCUCGAGGCUGAUCUCUUGAGCCUAUAAAUAUUUGAACUGAAUAAAGACUAAAUCCAGGCUGAUGACUUACCGAUGACGCCAAUACGGCAGCGCAUCCUUUAUAGUAGCGCUGGACGUGUCUGUGCACCCCCAUAUCUCUAUAAGUAGACCGCUAUAGAUUUCCUCAUCGCUCGUUGUCUUGGAGAUGUGCUUAUUUUAAAGGAUUAUUUUGGUGGCUUAUUAAAAAAAAAAAACACACACACAGGGAUCCGCACUGAAAUCCAUUCAGCACUCAUCAUUCUAUCCACAUCCUGAUCCUGGUCAGUAUUCACCUCAAGCUAAUUUUUGCUCAGAUUCUUUUUUUUGUGUGUGUGUGUUUGUGUGUGUGAGUGCUGUUUUGUCAUCAUCUUAAUACCGAGGAACAGCUAUAUCCCAUUGCCUUACGGACAUCAGGUUUCCAUCAGCCUUGCACCCAUGGAUCAACCCACGAAGCUGCCGCCGUCAAGCCCGUCCUCGCCCACAGCGGCCUUCUCCGUGCCCAGCGCUGAGAAGGUGGAUGGCUUUCCACGCCGCUCCAUGCGCCGGGCCCGCCAGAGAAGGUCACACAGCUCUUCGCAGUUUCGUUAUCAGAGCUCGCAGGUGGAGCUCACAGCCCUGCCUCUGCUCAAAGAGGCCCCAGUGGCGGAGCUGCAUGAUCUGUUUUGUAAGAAGCUGCAGCAGUGCUGUGUGCUCUUUGACUUUCUGGACUGUGUAGCUGACCUAAAGGGGAAAGAGAUCAAGCGUGCGGCACUGAAUGAGCUGGUGGAGAGCGUGGCCACCAGCCGUGGCAUCCUCAUUGAGCCCCUCUAUCCUGAGGCAAUCAAGAUGAUCUCAGUAAACAUCUUCCGUACUUUGCCGCCCAGCGAGAACCCAGAGUUUGAUCCGGAGGAGGAUGAACCUACACUGGAGGCCUCCUGGCCCCAUUUACAGUUGGUGUAUGAGUUCUUUUUACGCUUCUUGGAGAGUCCUGAUUUCCAACCUUCCAUGGCCAAACGUUAUGUGGAUCAGAAAUUCGUUCUACAGUUGCUGGAGCUGUUUGAUAGUGAGGACCCCCGAGAAAGAGAAUAUCUGAAGACCAUACUGCAUCGUGUCUAUGGCAAACUGCUCGGCCUCAGGGCAUACAUCCGUAAACAGAUCAACAACAUCUUCCUCAGGUUCAUUUAUGAAACUGAACACUUCAAUGGAGUGGCUGAACUGCUGGAGAUUUUGGGAAGUAUCAUUAAUGGCUUUGCUCUGCCUCUGAAGUCAGAGCACAAACAAUUCCUGGUGAGGGUCCUGAUCCCCUUACACACUGCCAAAUCUCUGUCCAUCUUUCAUGCACAGCUUGCCUACUGUGUGGUGCAGUUCAUGGAGAAAGAUGCCACUGUUACAGAAUAUAUCAUCAGAGGCUUGCUGAAAUAUUGGCCCAAAACUUGCACUCAGAAAGAGGUGAUGUUCCUGGGGGAGAUCGAGGAAAUUCUGGAUGUGAUCGAGCCGUCACAGUUUAUCCGUGUGCAGGAGCCACUUUUUAAGCAGAUCGCCAACUGCAUCUCCAGCCCCCACUUCCAGGUUGCAGAGCGGGCUCUGUAUUUCUGGAAUAAUGAGUAUAUUCUGAGUCUGAUCGAGGAGAACUGUCAGGUCAUCCUGCCUCUGGUCUUUGGCACGCUUUACCGAGUCUCCAAAGAGCACUGGAACCAAACUAUCGUGUCACUUAUCUACAACGUCUUGAAGACCUUUAUGGAGAUGAACAGUAAACUAUUUGAUGACCUUACAGCCUCAUACAAGGUGGAGAAACAGAAAGAGCUAAAGAGGGAGAAGGAGCGUGCCGAGCUGUGGAAGGGGCUGGAGGAGCAGCAGGAGCGCAGGCUGCAGAGUCUGGGCGAAGCAAGUCGCAACCAAAGGAACCUGCAAGAGCGAGAGAACCUCUGCAAGAACGAGCCGGAGAGCAGCGCUGCCAAUGCCACCUAGAACACACACACACACACACACACACACACACAUACUUACACACACACACACACACACAUUCAUGCACACACACAGACAAAUGCACAAGCCAAUAUGUACAAACAUUAAGAACAUAACACACACACUUUGUUUUACUGACAGUUUUUACUCUGAAACCUAUCAUCACCUCUUAAAACAUAAACACAAACACUCCUGCACACUACAUAUAAAUACACACACACACUCACACACACACUCACACACACACACACACACAGAUCAUACCGACAACAUUGCUGGAACAAUCAGACAGAACAAACCAACAGCCGGUUGUCUAUAUGUAGAUAUACAAGCCACUCUCACACUCACAUACAUUAAAGUGAGAUGUAAAUGAUGCAGAAAGAAAAGACAAGUACCUCUCACUCUUCAUGUCUUUUAUUCGUUUCCUCUGUCUCUAUACAUAUCUUACGCUUCUUACGCAAUCUAUCGCUUUCAUCGCUUCCCUUCUGUUUCUCUCUUCCUAUUACUGACACUAAUGUAUACAUGCAUACACAUACUGAUACACACAUGCAGCACAAACAAGAUACACGAUACAUGCAUGGACAUAGGUAUGGGGUGCAGUUACAUGAAUGCAAACACUCACACACACACACACACACACACACACACAGAGUCAUCGGUUAAACUCUGGAACGGGUCUAAUAUCGCUCGGGAACGCUCUCAAUCCCGGCAUCAUGUCCACCAUUGGACUCACACACUCUCCCAAAAGAUGAAGCAACAUGCUGAUGAUGAUUAUGAAGAAUUAUGAUGAAGAUAACUCUGUAAAAGUUAUGGUUAUAAUGUUCUUAUUACAGCUUAUUCUAUAAGUAACACUUCUAUUGCUACUUCGACUGAUGUUUUUAUAUAUAUACAUAUAUAAAUAUAUAAAAAUAUAAUAUCUAUGUCCAAUUAUAGUGUUGGUGGGGGUAUUUUAGUGUAGCACCUCUUAAACAUGACAAAAGUAUGCUGCUAGACUAAACUUGUUCUGAUGUGAAGAGAAAAACAUUACACUAGUCCGUUCUUUCUUCUGGGAUUUCUUUAAAAGAAAUGGGGAAAAAAAAACAUCCGAAAUGUAUUACUUUAGCAAUAUUCUCAUCUACUCUGAAUGUGUGUCAGCAGUUUUCUUUGGGAUCCAUACCGCCUAUUUCACUACACAUAGUUUUAAAGAUGGGGGUCGAUAUUUUGUUGAUUGUUUUGUUUAUUUUUAUUUUUGUAUAAUGGUUUGGCUGUUGAUAUUUAUUAAUAUUUAUUUCAUAUUGUGACCAUCUUGGAGCAAAAAGUCUCAUGGACAGGACUGGAAGUGACUGUAUGCUUAAGCGUACUAAGGACUGAGAUGGAUUGUUAAUGUUUCUCAUGUUGGAUGUUGGUUCUAUACCAGCAUAUUCCAGAACUUUCCUCUGAAAAAAAGAAGAAGAAAAAAAACAACAAAAAACAAAAAACAAAACAAGAAAGGUGUAGAAAAAUCAUCGCUCAUUUUGUUAUUGAUUUUGUAAAAGGUGCAGUUCAUUUCAUCCAUACUUCCUCCGAAGAGAAGGGUUAGAUGUGAGAGAGUCAGUCAGGGACUCAGUAGAAUAGCGAGAAGGCGACACGUGAGCUCGAACUGUAAGCAUAAGUAGCAUCACUUCAGCUAGAAUUGCACUGUCCUCUUGGUCGAUGUUUUGUGUUUAAAUAUAGCAAUGUAUUUUUGGGGGACCAACGGCUUUGGGAUAUGAAUGUAUAAAAGAUGGGCUAUAAACAUGAAAAUGCCUGUUGAAGUGCUUCACGUGGAGAAAUGAGUGUUUGUUAUUCGCGAAACGCACAAACAGAACAGAAAGAAAGAAAAAAAACAACAACAUGGCGGCCUCAUUUUAUUACCAAUUCUGGUGUCAGGAAACAUUGGUGAACAGUUUGCUCACUUAACAAGACACCAAUUUUACUUUUCUGUCUAUUUACACACAACAAAAUUCAUUAUAUUUGCUGCAUAUUUCUCAACAAAGCGUUGACAUAAAAAGAGAAAAUGCAAUUGCUUUUAGCGACCAAAAGAGGGCGGUAUUUCCUACUCUAAUGUGCUUUCUGUCUAUUUAGAGAGGAAAUACUGUACCACAUCCACUGUAGACUGUCUAUAAUGUCUAUCCUGUAUACAAGAAAACAAACUGACAGACAUGUUUGCUAUUCAUGUGCUAAAGAGGAAGACCAGCAAUGUCCAAGCUCUGCUUAUGUGCCUCAAAAGUUAUGUGGGCACAGUUGCGAAAUCUGACAAAAUUCAUCAAAAGAUCAUUCUCUGAUCUAAAAUGCAAGCUUAGAAACAGAUGUGGAGAAGGAAGCCCUCUCAGAUCUUUGCUGUUAUCCAUAUCACCAUAACAGAGCCAUAAUUAUUAACAAACUCAUGGUCAAAAGGAGGAUUCUCAAUUAAGUUCAUCAGUAGACUCUUGGUUGUCACUUUUGUGAUAACAUCACUCAGCGCUGCAAUAAGUCAGUAGGUUCAUGUGUUCUAUACAGAUGUGUUUAAGAAAUAAAAGUUUAAACAUUAUCAAGCAUAAAUGUUAAAGAUUUCUCUUUACAAUGCAGGCCAUUUAUCAUUUCUGUACAGAGGUGCUGUUUCUCUUAUGUUCAAAAUAACCCCAAAAAUGUUAACCCUAAUUCAGAAAUGUAGCCUGUUUACAAAAUGUGCAUCUUUGUUUUCUACAGUUGCUGGUUCAUUGAAUAUAUCAGCUACUAUUGUGCAUUUCUUCUUGCAGUCUCCUCUACUGGCUCAACCACUGGCUCGGCUUUACUGACCCCCAGGUCACCCGAGCUCCAGUGGAAGGUUAUAAACAAAGUAAAAAGAUAACAAGCCAUACAUAAGCUAAUGUAAACCCUUAUGUUAGUUAUUAUGUAUGCACUAUUACUAGUUUCUUCUACUACUUCUGUUUUUAGUAUGUCUGUUGCUUUAUAUGUGUAAAAAAAUGCAAUUUUAUGUAUUUUACUGUAUAUUUUAAAUUAACAGAAUUAACAAGAAGCCCUACUUUAGUUUGUGUAUAUCCUGUGCAAAUACUGUAUGUUAUGUGUAAUAAGAGUUACAAAUCUUUAUCAGUAUGUCGAACCAACAUCACUUGACUGGCCACUUUC
Clarias gariepinus (North African catfish) is the source of this 6654-nucleotide messenger RNA. RefSeq names its product protein phosphatase 2, regulatory subunit B', beta (gene ppp2r5b). The coding region runs from base 2038 to 3549 and encodes 503 amino acids. Gene Ontology annotation, biological process: signal transduction; protein dephosphorylation. NCBI's taxonomy places the organism in Eukaryota, Metazoa, Chordata, Actinopteri, Siluriformes, Clariidae. The transcript is spliced from 13 exons. Gene Ontology annotation, cellular component: cytosol; protein phosphatase type 2A complex; nucleus. The record is from RefSeq and is a predicted model, not a curated record. Gene Ontology annotation, molecular function: protein phosphatase activator activity.